CUUGAUUUUACGUCAUUGGUAAGGUCGAUUUUGCAUGCGUCUUGAAUGAUAAAUAUACGUACAAUUGUCUAUAAAACCCCGGCGCACGCGCAGACGUACAAACGAAAGUGUUCGAAAAUGAAGGUUUUGAUAGCUGUUCUUCCCCUGAUCUUGGGCGUGGUGGCGGAGGCGCCUUACCCCCCGAGUGGGUUCCGACCUAGCGGACCUGCUUUUGAGUUACCUCAGAAACAAACUCAGAACACCCAGCAACAGCAGUACCUCCCACCCGUGGACCCUCGCAGGCCCUCAACCCCCGACAAUGCGUACGGCCCACCUGAAGAGGACGACGUCUCCGUCCAGGGUUUGCCCACCCAGGAGCAACUGCCCAUCUUCCAGCCGUCUCCAAUCAAUGGACAGCAGUAUGUGGGACCAGCUCUGCAGAGGGAUCUGAAGAAUUUGGAUGAUAGUUACAGGCAACAACAGUAUCAACAACAACAGGAGAAAUAUAGAGAAUACGAAAGGCAAAGACAAUUGGAAGCUCAAGCCAACAAUGACAGGCCUAACCCAGUAGCUCCCAGACAAUUUGGACGGACUACACCUCGGCCCGAAACUUCUACAACCCAAAGAUCUGAUGAAGAUAGAACAAUCACUUCAACAACAGAAACUAUCGACUUAAACGAAGGAGAAACUCUUGAUGAUGACUCAAAGAAUGCAAAAGUAACAGUAGAAGUAUCAAAACAGAAUUUGCAAGAAUAUCCUGGUGAAUUUUACUUGAGUUCACUAGCUCAGUUGCAAUUACAACCCCAGUUUGUACCAUUCCAAAUUAGUCAGUUAAGAGCGCCAUUGAUAGUUCAACCUCAAUCUUCUGAGAAACAAGUGGCAGGUUAUGAUGCUCAAACUCAUUUUGCUGCUUUGCCUUCAGUGUUAGCUCAAAGACAAGCUUUCGAACAACAACAGCAAGCUGUAUAUCCAGAUCCAGCGUUUAUAGCUAGAAAUCAGCAAGAAUACGCAGCUCCAGUUCAGCCUUUGAAUCAGCAACCGUUCAUUGCACCAGUGAAUCAAUAUCAGCCUUUGAUUCAACCCCAAGUUUCUCAAGUGCAAGCUUUCCCUCAAAUCCAAGCACAGCCUGUAGUCUUCCAGCCUCAAGCUGUUAAUCAAGCUCCUUACUAUCCUCAACCUUCGUCCGAUACGGAACAGGUUGAAGAAAAAGAUGCCCAGAAUCAGCCGCAAUUUGUUUACCAACCUCAACCAGCUUAUCAACCCCAGCCGGCUUACCAGCCACAGCCGUCCUAUCAACCCCAAUACCCUCAGCCACAGCUUAUUCAAGGUCAACAGAAUGUAUAUCCUCAAACUCAGUUCUACCCCAAUCAAGAUUUACUUCAAUAUCAGAACGGAUUUCAACCACAAUUACAGCGAGCAGAGUUUGGCCAACAGCAGCAGGCACAAGACGGGUUCCUUCAAAGUGGACUGGAUUUAAACCAACAAGGCAACGGGGUCGAACAAGAAGAAAAAGAAGAGGCUGAUGAUGGAAACCAAGCUACUGCUACAGCGGUGGCGACGGCGUUUGGAACAAGAACUCAACCACGUGUGCAGUACGGAGUGCCACUCCCGAGAGCGCAGGCAAACCCGGGGUAUCAAACUACUACGGAAGCCUCAUUUGAGGCCACAACGGCGGACGGCCCCGUGGUAGCUGAAGCAACCGCUGUGGCGAACCCAGGUGGAAGGAGAAAGAGCGCCAAACUAAGGAACAGAAGACUUCGGCCCGUUUUCACUCUGGACAAGUCUGGGCACCUUGUGUUGGCUGAACAAAAUUGAUUUGUAAAAUUUGUAAUUUAUACUAUUUAUUUAUUUAAAGUAACCUUUAUAUUGUUAUUCUUUGCUUAACGGCGAAGUGACAAAUCACUACCACUAUAUAGUAUAAAGCAGUCGCUUCCCGCGUCUGUCCCUAUGUCAGUAUGUAUGCUUAGAUCUUUAAAACUACACAACGGAUUUUGAUGAAGUUCUUUAAAUAGAAAGAGUGAUUCAAGAUGAAGUAUUAAAUUGCAUAAAUGUUACCCGUGCAAAGCAGGCUGAGUUAAUUUUAAAGAAACCUGAGUUAAUUUUAAUUCUAAUACAAACUAUAUCUGUAUUUACCUCUUCAUGUAGUUACAUAACCUUCAAUUUGUUGAUAAAAUUAUCGUCUGGAUUUAAGACAUACCUGAAAAUGUCCUGUAUUGCCUGAACGUCAACGAUUUGGGAGAUUUAAAUUUAAUAGUAUUUAAAUGAAGUGAACUUGUUUGUUUUUAGUUCAUUGCAGUCCUGAUAUACAAAACCUUUCUACAAUACAAACUUGUUUG
This is a messenger RNA of Amyelois transitella, 2315 nucleotides long. RefSeq lists its product as uncharacterized. The coding region runs from base 46 to 1794 and encodes 582 amino acids. Lineage: Eukaryota; Metazoa; Arthropoda; Insecta; Lepidoptera; Pyralidae. The transcript is spliced from 7 exons. The record is from RefSeq and is a predicted model, not a curated record.